AUGGGUAGGCUCAUGAGGAGGAGCCAUAGAAUGAAGCAGCUCUACCAUAGUAAUGUCUUUUUGACCCCAAAAGUCUCUCCCUCUGUUUUUUUGUAGUUAAAACAUAAAGGUAAAGGGUAAAACUCAAGAACUUUAAUAAGCGAGAGCGGACUAGUUCUGGGUUUAGCUUUCGCCUGGCGCUCUCAUUUUCGCAUUUAGAAAAAGGAUAAAGGGAUUCUAACAAGGCCUGAUAAAGGAGAACUAUUUCGAUGUGCAGUGGGUCAAAGAAGAUAACUCACACUGGUUUCACCAUGGAGAAUGAAUUUCAAAAGCGAGAUGGCUUUUUCUGUGAUCUCUCUGUUCUGCUCGAAUUGUCUGCCUCAAAUGAUCUGAUUGGGUUUAAGAGAGAAAUUGAAGGAGGUCGUGAUAUUGAUGAGCGAGGCUUGUGGUAUGGAAGGAGAAUUGGUUCAAAAAGGAUGGGUUUUGAGGAGAGGACACCCCUCAUGAUUGCUGCCUUAUAUGGAAGCAAAGAUGUCUUGAAUUAUAUCUUGGAAAUGGGUUGUGUUGAUGUUAAUAGGAGUUGUGGGUCUGAUGGGGCCACGGCGCUUCAUUGUGCUGCUGCAGGUGGCUCUGCUUCUUCUCUUGAGGUUGUUAAGCUCUUGCUUGAUGCCUCUGCUGAUCCUAACACUGUUGAUGCAGAUGGAAAUCAUGCUAGUGACUUACUUGUUCCAUUUGUUGGUUCUGAUUCUAAUUCAAGGGGAAAGGCACUGGAGCUCGUGCUAAAGGGUGGUUGUGCUAAUGAUGAAUCUUGUGUUGUGGUUGAUCAGAAUCCUAAUGAAAUGGAUGGGCAAGAUAAACAGGAAGUUUCAACCCCCAUUUUAUCAAAAGAUGGGACUGAAAAGAAAGAGUAUCCUGUUGAUGUCACCCUUCCAGACAUCAAGAAUGGUAUAUAUGGUACUGAUGAAUUUAGAAUGUAUACAUUUAAGGUGAAGCCUUGCUCAAGGGCGUAUUCCCAUGAUUGGACGGAGUGCCCAUUUGUUCACCCUGGUGAAAAUGCUAGGCGGCGAGAUCCAAGGAAAUACCAUUAUAGCUGCGUUCCAUGCCCUGAGUUUCGAAAGGGGUCAUGCAGGCAGGGUGACGCUUGUGAGUAUGCACAUGGUAUUUUUGAGUGCUGGCUUCACCCCGCUCAAUAUCGAACACGGCUCUGCAAAGAUGAGAUUAAUUGCACAAGAAGGGUUUGUUUCUUUGCCCACAAGCCUGAAGAGCUUCGCCCCUUGUAUGCCUCAACAGGUUCAGCUGUGCCUUCACCUAGAUCUUUCUCAGCCAAUGGUUCAGCACUGGACAUAGGUUCUGUCAGCCCACUUGCUCUUGGGUCUCCAGCUGUCUUGAUACCAGCCACAUCAACACCACCGUUGACUCCCUCUGGGUCCUCAUCUCCUAUGGGUGGAUGGCCAAACCAGUCUAAUAUUGUACCCCCAACCUUGCAUCUUCCUGGUAGCAGGUUGAAAUCUGCACUAUGUGCUAGAGAUAUGGACUUAGACAUGGAGUUGCUUGGGCUUGAUAAUCACCAUCGCUGGCAACAACAAUUGAUGGAUGAGAUAUCUGGUCUCUCCUCACCCUCCAAUUGGAAUAAUGGUUUGUCCACUGGUUCAGCAUUUGCUGUUUCUGGUGAUCGAACUGCAGAGUUGAAUAGGAUUGGAGGAGUGAAGCCAACUAACCUUGAAGAUAUUUUUGGAUCUCUUGAUCCUUCAAUUUUGCCUCAAUUGCAGGGUCUUUCGGUGGAUGCCUCUGCAUCCCAAUUACAAUCUCCAACAGGAAUUCAGAUGCACCAGAACAUUAACCAGAAGCUCCGCUCAGGUUACCCUACCAACUUCUCAUCUUCUCCUGUGAGGACAUCAUCCUUUGGGAUUGAUCCAUCAGGGGCAGCGGCAGCGGCAGCAGCGGUUUUGAAUUCAAGGGCUGCUGCCUUUGCAAAGCGAAGCCAGAGUUUCAUUGAACGAAGUGCUGUGAACCGUCAUCCUGGGUUUUCUUCACCAACUUCUUCAGCAACCGUAAUGCCUUCUAAUAUUUCAGAUUGGGGUUCCCCCGAUGGCAAAUUAGACUGGGGUAUCCAAGGAGAGGAGCUUAAUAAGCUGCGCAAGUCUGCUUCAUUUGGCAUUCGAAGCAAUGCCAGCAGUUUGGCAGCAGCCGCAGUCUCAUUGCCUGCAACUCUUGAUGAGCCAGAUGUGUCAUGGGUUCAGUCCCUGGUAAAGGAUACUUCUCCUUUGAAAUCUGGGCACUUGGGUUUUGAGGAACAGCAGCAACAGCAGUGCCAUACUAACACUGGAAGUUCAGAAAUGCUUCCAGCUUGGAUGGAGCAAUUGUACAUUGAGCAAGAGCAGAUGGUGGCUUAAAAUAUCAGAAGCCCCCAGUUGGCUGCUAAUUUAACAUUUUAGCUGGUUAUUAUUUUUUUUUUCUUUUUUUAAAUAUUUACCAGUUUCAACUUACAUCUAGGGUAAAGAAAUUAAAGAAAGGAAGGAAAAAAAAAAAAGAAGAAAGAAAGAAAGAAAAGGUCCAAGAGGAAAAAAACAAAGAAGUUGAGCAGGAUGAAGGGUAUCUGCUCAUGACUGUAGACAUGAUAUAUUGUUCUGAAGCAUAUUCUUGUGCUGAUGAGAGAGCAAAGUACCUAAUUUCAGUUUACCAGGUGGCCUAUUUGUUGGAUUAUUUUAUCUUUUAUAUGUUUAUAUACAUCAGCAUGUACUAGAAAACUGUUACAUUAAUUACUGAAUAAAACAUGUUUCAAAUUUCAGAA
Messenger RNA from Manihot esculenta (cassava), 2770 nucleotides. Its product is annotated as zinc finger CCCH domain-containing protein 66. The transcript is spliced from 2 exons. Gene Ontology annotation, molecular function: metal ion binding; protein binding. The record is from RefSeq and is a predicted model, not a curated record. The coding region runs from base 249 to 2372 and encodes 707 amino acids. NCBI's taxonomy places the organism in Eukaryota, Viridiplantae, Streptophyta, Magnoliopsida, Malpighiales, Euphorbiaceae.